This is a messenger RNA of Arabidopsis thaliana (thale cress), 447 nucleotides long. Its product is annotated as 2-oxoglutarate (2OG) and Fe(II)-dependent oxygenase superfamily protein. The transcript has 2 exons. NCBI's taxonomy places the organism in Eukaryota, Viridiplantae, Streptophyta, Magnoliopsida, Brassicales, Brassicaceae. The record is from RefSeq and is marked reviewed. Bases 1 to 447 code for a protein of 148 amino acids.
AUGGUCAAAGCCAUCUUCGAAAGUCUUGAAAUUGAUGGCGGUGAUGAGGCGGCGGAGGAGUUGGAAAAGGGAAGUCAAGUAGUGGUGGUGAACUGUUAUCCACCGUGUCCGGAGCCAGAGCUGACGCCCUCAAACUACGGCUUCUUGACUCUUCUCCUUCAAGACGACGUCGAAGGCCUUCAGAUUCUAUACCGUGACGAGUGGGUCACCGUUGAUCCCAUUCCUGGCUCUUUUGUCGUCAAGCGAUCAUCUCGAGGUAUAUUAAUUUUUAUAGUAUUGGUGAAUUCCACAAAGCCUAGGAGAUCAGUGGCGUCGAUGCAAAGCUUUCCCUUGAUAUCCGUCGUGAAGCCAUCACCAAAGCUCGUCGAUGAACAUAAUCCACCACAAUAUAUGGACACCGAGUUUGCCACUUUUCUAGAAUACGUUUUCUCUCGCGAACCUAAAUGA